AUGCAUAGCCCAUUCAUCCGACUGUUAUUCUUGUUUUUGAUUAUUGAUCGAUUAGCAGAAGCGUUCGAUGUUCCCUGCGCACAAAAACUCAUUGGAAGCGAUUGUCUAUUCGAUGAAGAAUGUUAUGGAAUGAACUCAGUAUGUCGGAACUCCCGAUGCACCUGUCCCACUAACUUCGAAGAAUAUGACAUUGACGAACGAACUACUGUCUGCCGAUUAGCACCCGCUAAAAUCGGCGAUUCCUGUCAACGCGAUUGUAAGCCUCCCUUAUUGUGCAGAGAUGGUAAAUGCGAGUGCUGGGGUGGAAGUAUUGUCGACGGAAAGUGUGUUGUUCCUUGCCCAGCAGGACAACAAUUGUAUGGAGUAGAAUGUACACGUGUCGCUCAUUACAUGCAACCAUGUGAAAAAGACAGCCAAUGCGUUGACCCAUUCAAUUCGUGUAUUGCUGGAACAUGUCAAUGUGCUCCUGGAACUACAAGAGACACCGUCCGUGGAUUCUGCUAUGCAGUUUGUCCCGACGGGAUGCACCCUCGUCAAACAUGUCGUCGGCUCUUCAUCAACGAUAUUGAUAUGCUUGAGAACGCCGCCAACACGGAUAGCUGUCCAUUAGGCUAUCGAUGUGUCACUUAUGGAAGUCCAUAUGUGGGCCAUUGUUGUCGGUUGCGUUGUCCAUAUGGAGAGCCAGAUUUGAGUCAAUCUUGUGAUGCCGGAGCGUCACCAGAUUCAAAGUGUCGGCCUCUUACACAUUUCUGUUUCACAGUCAGUGAGCCAGGAUGGAAGUCAUCACUGUGCUGUCCAAGACCAUGUCGUGAUCCAACACCUCUCUACGUCAAUGGACAAUGUCUUUCUAUUGCUCAUCGUGGAGAUCCUUGUCAAAUCGAUCAGCAGUGUGAAGGUGGAAUCACUAUGUCAUGUUCAUUGGGAAGCUGCCAAUGCAAACUUGGAUACCAUGAGAACAAUGACGAGAGGUUCCCCACGUGCACAAAAGACUGCACGCUUGAAGAGGUUGCCAGCAACGAUAGAUGUUUGGCGAAGGUACAACUUGGAAGCAGAUGUUAUUCCAAUAAUCAGUGCAUCCCUUCCGCUGAAUGUCGUUUUGGUACUUGUCAAUGUAGAUGUGGUUAUAAACAGGUUAAGGAUCAACUACUCGGAGUCCGUUGCUCAAAUCCAGAUGAUCCGCUAAGCAUUGGUUCAAUUCUCGAUCGCGUCGGGGACAUCUUUGGAAAUAAACGAGGCAAAUAA
Messenger RNA from Caenorhabditis remanei, 1242 nucleotides. RefSeq lists its product as uncharacterized. The transcript is spliced from 11 exons. The coding region runs from base 1 to 1242 and encodes 413 amino acids. The record is from RefSeq and is a predicted model, not a curated record. Lineage: Eukaryota; Metazoa; Nematoda; Chromadorea; Rhabditida; Rhabditidae.